This is a messenger RNA of Bacidia gigantensis, 2304 nucleotides long. RefSeq lists its product as uncharacterized. Bases 1 to 2304 code for a protein of 767 amino acids. Gene Ontology annotation, biological process: regulation of DNA-templated transcription. The record is from RefSeq and is a predicted model, not a curated record. Gene Ontology annotation, molecular function: zinc ion binding; DNA-binding transcription factor activity, RNA polymerase II-specific. NCBI's taxonomy places the organism in Eukaryota, Fungi, Ascomycota, Lecanoromycetes, Lecanorales, Ramalinaceae. The transcript is spliced from 2 exons.
AUGGACGUCCCAACCGAUACGUCUUCUCCUCCACCGAUCGACUCCACUAUGAUGCCCCAAAAGCGCAAGCGGAGUCCUUCUCUUGAGCCCAUUUCUCAACCUGCGCCGCCGAUGAAGACUCAAAAGAUUUCUUCAUCAUCCCACUUGCACAUCAACUACCUCGCUCGCCAAUACACUGACACCCUUCCUCUCAUCUCGACGCACGAUCAUCUGCCCGACAUGCUCUCUCUCAUCGCAGACUACGAUGGCGUCCUCCACCGACACGAAUCUAUGGCUGGCAAUCUAGGUGCCCGCCCACUUGGUCCAAUCCUCGUGCAGCGGUUUGAGCGCCUCUUCGACGGACCGCCUCAGGUCCUCAAAACAAACGCCAAAGACAGCUCGACUGUGAAUAUUGGUUGGUUGGAUGUCGUCGAAUUCGCGAGAAAUAAACCUGAGCAGUUCAACCUGGAGAAAAUGCGGGAUGGCGUUCGAGUUUGCCAAUUCUAUACCAAACAGUGCCGGGUGGAGAUCAGCGAAGAAGAUUACCAGCUGAUCAGCUCCGGGAUCCCCCAAAAGAUGAUUCCACCACAGCCAAUUGGGGACGACGAAGAGAAAGAGUUGGGCACUUUGGAGAUUCUAGAGAAGAACCUGGCAUCGGUAAUACAGGCUGCUGAUCAAGUGGCUUCAAAGGCACGGCAGCUCAACCAUAAGCUCAAGAACCGCAAAGCUGCGAUCAUUAGUCGAAGGCAAGCUGAGAAGCCAGAGAAGCCAGAACCCAACAACCGUCCGGAGGUUGGCCUUACCAAUGGCGACGCAAGACCCUCUGUGUCACCACCUGCAGGUUUUGUUGCCGUUAACUCGAAGUCACAAACAUCUGCUGAACCAUCUACGCGACUCGACGUUGACAACCUUCGCUCCAAUUCUGCUACGUUGAGCAACGGGCAUACAACCCUUGGCGCCUCGGCAGCUACACAUGCCGAACUGCUAAGCAAGUUCCAUACGAGCAAUGAGCGACAAACCCUACCUGCCGAUGUCGACCGCCGAUCGUCAAUUUCAAACAAUCGAUCAAACGUUCCGUCUAAAGGAAAAUCCAGAUAUGCUUCUGAACAAUUAGAGUACGCUGGAUUCCUCAAUGCAACUGCAUCUCCUGUCGCUAUCCCCAACACCCCUUCUGCCCUGAUACCCCAAGCGAAAAUGACGCUCUCCGAAAAACUCGACGAUAGUGGGCCUUUCAAGUCGGACAUGAUGCUGCGUAUGGAACAGCUCAAUCGCGGGGAUCGUGUGAAGCCGCCCUGCGACCGCUGCCGCCGACUGCAUAUGGACUGCCUGAAGAAUUUGACUGCAUGUAUGGGCUGUACCAAGAAGCAUGCAAAAUGCUCGUGGAAGGAUGUGGAGGAGCAGGAGUUAAGAGAGCAUCCCCUAGUAACGAGAGUAACUCUAGACGGGAAGGAUGCAGACGAUGGAGACGAAAGCAGGAAAGAUUCGGGAUCCGAAGAAGCAAAGAAGGAGUGGGGGAAAGAGGGUCUGCAAGGCGUCCGAGACGAGGAGUUGCUGGGUGAGGAAUCUGACGAUGAUGAAGGAGAAUUGAAGAUUCUGGGUCCCAGCGAAACAGAUCGGAGAGUGGAGGCGAAAUCGCACUCUCCCACAACUGGGUAUGCUAUUAAUAAAGUUGGCGACUCUCGUGACGGGGCGAAAUCAGCACCAGCGACUACAAUGCACCCUUCGCCAAUCUCACAGCUUCGCACCGAGAAUGCCGGCCCGGCGACCGCGCCUUUGCCUCCAAACAUGUCCCAUUCCAUCAUUAAGAAACCCGACAUCCCCCUCUACAAGUCGCCCAGCGAAAACAGUCAUUCCGGCGCUCGUGUAUUUACUGCUCAUGAGUGGGACACGUACACUCGCCGAUCUCCCACCAAUAAAUCUCGCGCAACACCUUCGUCUGACAUUCACGAUGAAUUGAAGUCAGCAGCAUUGGAGGCUGAACGAAACUACGCCCGCAGAGCUGACGAUCGACAAGAACAGAAUCGUGAGCGUAAAGACUCGCCCAUGCGGGUCUAUGUCAAAGGCAGUGAUCCAGGGUCUUCUUCGGCGAGCACAGCGGUUGCGGCCUCUACAGAAGUUCGCGCAACUGAGGCAGGCAAAGCCAAUGGGCAGCCGACACCACCUCCAGAGAGGGCAGAGGCCAAGGCGGGCAAAGAGACUGUUAUCGCAGUUCCAGAAAGACAGAUUCCAAGCGUUCAAUCACCAGGUGGGAUGAUCAACCAGGUGGCAAAGGUCAAGCAUGAAAGUGUGCCUACAGCAGUUGCGGGGUUUGAAGUCCGCGCUUAA